Messenger RNA from Hyaena hyaena (striped hyena), 1829 nucleotides. RefSeq names its product zinc finger protein 37A-like. The transcript has 5 exons. Gene Ontology annotation, molecular function: DNA-binding transcription factor activity, RNA polymerase II-specific; RNA polymerase II cis-regulatory region sequence-specific DNA binding. The record is from RefSeq and is a predicted model, not a curated record. Bases 72 to 1829 code for a protein of 585 amino acids. NCBI's taxonomy places the organism in Eukaryota, Metazoa, Chordata, Mammalia, Carnivora, Hyaenidae. Gene Ontology annotation, biological process: regulation of transcription by RNA polymerase II.
GAAAGGGCCAGGAGCUUCCGAUCUUGGCUGUGCCCUCCUGGCGAUCCACACUCUUCCAGAGCCAGCAGAAGAUGAUCACAUCCCAGGGAUUAUUGUCAUUUGGGGAUGUGACUGUGGGCUUCACUCAGGAGGAGUGGCAGCGCCUGGCCCCUGCUCAGAGGACCCUGUACAGGGACGUGAUGCUGGAGAACUACAGCCACCUUGUGUCAGUGGGGUUAUCCAUUCCUAAACCAGAAGUGAUCCUCAAGUUGGAGCAAGGAGAGGAGCCAUGGAUAUUAGAGUCCCCAGACCAGAGUGACCCAGAAUUAAUUAAUAGUAGUAGAAACUAUUCAAGAAAGAAGUUUAAUGAAUCUAACAAAAGUAGAAAUUGGUUCCAUAAUGAUAAGCAUGAAGAAAUUUAUUCUGAAGAGAAACUUUAUAAAUAUAAUAAAAAUGGGAAUGACCUCCAUCUUAAUGAAGAUUUUGUUCAUCAUCAGAAAAUUCAAAUUUUGGAGCAACCUUUUGAAUACAGUGAAUGUAGGAAAGCUUUCCAUGAGAAUUCACUCUUUGUUGUACAUAAGAAAACUUACACAGGAAAGAGCUCCUGUGAACACACUGAUUAUGGGAAGAUCUUCUGUGACAUGUCAUCCCUCAUGGCUCGUCAUAGAACACAUGCAAGAGAGAAUCAUUAUGGAUUUAAUGAAUAUGGAGAAAAUUUAUUUGAGGAAUCCAUUCUGUUUGAGCAGCAGAGCGUUCAGCCUUUCAGCCAGAAGUCAAACCUCAUUCCAAUUCAGAGAACCCACUCAGUUGACAGUGUAAUUGAAUAUAAUGAAUGUGGAACAUUUUUCAGUGAAAAGUUAGUCUUUGGUGUACAACAGAGAGCACACACAGGAGAAAAACCUUAUGAAUGUCAUGAAUGUGGAAAAACCUUCAACCAGAAGUCAGCCCACACAAGACAUCAGAGAACACACACAGGGGAAAAAUCUUGUGAAUGUCAUGAAUGUGGGAAAACUUUCUACAAGAAUUCAGAUCUCAUUAAACACCAGAGAAUUCACACAGGGGAGAAACCUUUUGAAUGUCAAGAGUGUGGGAAAUCCUUCAGUGAAAAGUCAACCCUCACUCAACAUCGAAGAACACACACAGGGGAGAAACCGUAUGAAUGUCAGGAAUGUGGGAAAUCUUUCUCAUUUAAGUCAGUCCUUACUGUACAUAAGAAAACACACACAGGGGAGAAGCCCUAUGAGUGUUAUGAAUGUAGGAAAGCCUUUCUUAGAAAAUCAGACCUCAUUAAACAUCAAAGAACUCACACAGGGGAGAAACCUUAUGAAUGUAAUGAAUGUGGGAAAUCCUUCUCUGAGAAGUCAACCCUUACCAAACAUCUGAGAACUCACACAGGUGAGAAACCCUAUGAAUGUACUGAAUGUGGGAAAUUUUUCUGCUAUUACUCGGGUUUCACAGAACACCAGAGAAGACACACAGGGGAGAAACCUUUUGGUUGUAAUGAAUGUGGGAAAAACUUCCGUCAGAAGUCAGCCCUAAUUGUCCAUCAGAGAACUCACAUAAGACAGAAACCCUAUGAAUGUAAUGAAUGUGGGAAAUCAUUCUGUGUAAAGUCAAAACUCAUUGCACACCAUAGAACACACACAGGGGAAAAACCCUAUGAAUGUAACAUAUGUGGAAAAUCAUUUUAUGUGAAGUCAAAACUCACUGUACAUCAACGAACACAUUUGGGGAGAAACCCUAUAAAUGUAAUAAAUGAGGGAAACCACUCUGGGAGAAGUCAAGAAUUUAUAGAAAAAGAAUGCAAAAAGGGAGAAAAAUCUGUUGUAAUGAUUUUGAAAACAUAUUAG